GACGACACAACAAACCUUCGACACCGCCAUAUCGACAACCCCGCCGACGAAUCCAGCACCAACGACGACCACGACAACUACGACUACGACGACACGAUAUUCGCCUACCACGAAAGAAUUCCAUACGAUUUGCAAACUGUUCAGAUCGCACGCUUUACAUUGCGCACGUAUCCGAGACAGGGACAGAUACCAAGCUUAUAUGCAUACACCACGCAGCGAAACACGGCAUAUUUUUCAAAUAAAGACUAGCAACAACCACUUCGACAGGCGCUUUGCGACAAGAAUCAGCUAGACACAAUUUUAAAACUUAAAUAACACCACCAAGCGUCCCGGCGCAUGCGAUAAACACAACAGUAACCCAGAUAUAAGAUAAGGCCAACCACCCAUGGAUGAACCACCAUCCUCUCCACCAACGGAGUCAACCGCGCCGGAGGAUGCGCUCGCCUAUUACAAAUCGCAGUAUGAGCAGCUUGAGCAUGAGCUAGCUGAGUUCCAGUCGUCAAGCCAGGAGCUUGAGGCGGAGCUUGAGAAGGAUGUGGAGGCUGCUGAGGAACGGGAGAGGGCUCUGCAGCAGAAGGCCGAGACCUUAGGUUUUGAGGUUGAUGAGUGGAAGAACAAGUACAAGCAAUCAAAGAACGAGGCGGGCGCGGCGCAAAAUACCCUCCAAAAGGAGAUUACGACAUUACGAGACUCAAAUAGGACGUUGGUGAUGAAGCUAAGGGAUAUUGAAGUAGCCAAUGACGACUUUGAGAGGCAAGCUCGAAAUACAACCUCGUCGCUAGAGGAUGUGGAAUCGAAGUAUAAUGUCGCUAUCGAGAGGGCGGUCAUGAUGGAGGAGGAGAUCAAGAUCGGAGAACAGGAAAGAGAAGGCCUCCGGAUUGAAGCGCAGCGCCUCCGCGACGAGCUCGGAGACCUGAAGAUCGAAGCAGAGAUCUUGCAGGACAAGCUCAAGCGACACGAGAGCAGACAGCUACCAAUAUUAUCUACAGACAUUACCGCACCAAACACGCCCUCCUUCGCCGGCGAAAUAUCUCCCGACUCCAUCGCUUCGUCUCCUCUAAUCACCACACCGCCCGAUAGUAAAUCUGUCUCCACAGCCGACACUAUCUCCGAAACACCUACGCCACCUUCUCCACCUAUCUCCGAUCGCUCAUCGAAAGCGCCCAAAGCUUUCCGCACCCCUCUCAACCCUCCAAGCCGCAUCCGAGCACCUUCCGCCGAUCUUAGCGUUACUCCCAAGCCGAUGCGAUACCCGUCCUCUGCGCAACCACUCCGAUCGUCACGCGGCCCGUCCAUCCCUGCAUCCUCUAAACGCCCAACUCCUUCUGUCAGCCUUACUGCUUCUCGGUCCCGCACUACUCAACCUAAAGGCUUACCCAACUCUGCAUCACUCACUCACAUCCGCUCCCUUACAGCCCAGGUGCAGCGCCUCGAGCAACGCGUUCAGUCUGCACGAUCAAAGCUACCAGCACCGGUCAAUACCCCACCACGAGCGAGCCCAAGGACAACGUCAGCAGCUGGUGGUUAUAUGCCGUCCUCAAUCACGAUACGCAGCCGCAAGCGCACUGGCGGCAGCACGAUAAGCGCAACCAGCAGCGUAAAUGGUGGAGAGGAGACCCCAAACCCGACAACCACCAGGCAUGUCUCCCGCAUAAGCACUUCGGGCAUCAGCCGCCUGAGUUUCGGGCCCGUCUCGAAUCGUGGCGGUAGCGAGUUUGAUGGCAGCCGACCGAGCAGCCGGGCCAGCACCACUGGCGCCCCUGGCGGUGGUUUGGCACGCCCAGUAAGCCGUACGGAAUCCAACCGCCCACAGAGCCGCACCGAGCUUGCCCGCCCGCUCAGUCGCACCAGCAUGACUGGCGCGCGUACUCCGCUAGGCCAUUACUCACAGUCUACGCUAGCGGAGUCUCGACGGCCUCGUAGCAGCAUCGGCGGGAAUUUCAGUGCGAGCAUGGGACACGGGCAUAGCCAGAGCGUGUCGCAGAUCGAUCUGGAUGAGUACCGCGAGUUUGAGUUCGGGACACCGAACCGCCGGACUACGCUGGGGAGGGAGGAUGGAAGCGCUAUUCCGGUGCCUGCUAGUGGCCUGCCGAGGAGGCAGAGUGGGGGCUUAGUAGCGAAGACGCCGAGUAAGAGGAUGAGUAAUGGUAUACUCAGGGAUGGAGAGAGGGAGCUGGAGAAGAAGCGGAGCGACGCGAGUCUAGCGGGUGGAGGGAUGAAGCCACCCAUGCGGACGAGGAAAUUGAGUGGGGUUGGGGAGAGCUACUAGGGGGCUUGCGGGAGGCGUUGGGAUUUGCAGUAUGGCAGGGGUGUUGGUGAGGGGAGUGUAUAUAAUUUUCAUGAUUAUCGGUCAUGACUUUGAUGAAGAUAUGACACUAUGGGUUUUUUGGGCGAUGGAAUUGGAGCAGGGCUAUGCGGGGCUAGCAUUCUCUCGGGGGCGCCUUUGAUGGAAAGGCCUAGCUGUUGAUUUUUUAUUCUGAAUUACCAUAUUACCAC
This is a messenger RNA of Pseudogymnoascus verrucosus, 2496 nucleotides long. RefSeq names its product NADH:ubiquinone oxidoreductase. The transcript has 2 exons. The record is from RefSeq and is a predicted model, not a curated record. Gene Ontology annotation, molecular function: microtubule binding. Bases 386 to 2269 code for a protein of 627 amino acids. Gene Ontology annotation, cellular component: kinesin complex; centrosome; kinetochore. Gene Ontology annotation, biological process: mitotic centrosome separation; microtubule nucleation; cell migration. NCBI's taxonomy places the organism in Eukaryota, Fungi, Ascomycota, Leotiomycetes, Thelebolales, Thelebolaceae.